UGCCUGAUCAUGGAGAAGCUUUCCGAGGAUGACGCUUUUCGCAGGAAGCUGUAUCAGUCGGUGUCAUCACGGUCGGUACACAAGCAGGCUCUGGGCAAGAGGCAGGAGGAUGUUGCCAAGGAGCAAGAUGAGUUGCCUCGCCAAGAGAGAGAGCUCCAGCUGCCAAACCCACAGCCUUUGGAAGGGGCUGGAGAAGCAAUCCCCGAGUCUCCCCUGGAUGAAGCCCAGGAGCUGAGGAAUGAAGACGGAUCCCCUGAAGAGCCUCUGUCGUCCACCUCUUGUCCAGGCUCUGCAUUUGAGGUCCCCAGCCCUGAUUUCAGCUUCCAUGCGAAUGAGUACUUGGAGGUUUACAUCUCGGCUGCCGAGAACCCCAACCACUUCUGGAUCCAGAUCAUCGGCUCGCGUGCCCUCCAGCUGGACAAGCUGACCUACGAAAUGACUCAGUACUACGAAAGUGGCGGCUGCCCA
Molecule: messenger RNA, 468 nt
Organism: Sceloporus undulatus (fence lizard)
Lineage: Eukaryota; Metazoa; Chordata; Lepidosauria; Squamata; Phrynosomatidae
Product: tudor and KH domain-containing protein-like
Exons: 2
Biological process (GO): spermatogenesis
Source: RefSeq, a predicted model, not a curated record